GUAUGCUGAUGAUGGGAUCAGUCUGACUCCCUCGUGAUCGUACACAUGUAGUACUGUGUGUCAGACGUCUUACGUUCAGUCGCUCCUUGAUGAUGCAGAAUAAGGCUUAUCUGUGAUGGAGCACGCGAUUUGGCGCUUACAAGUGUCAAAUUCUAUGGAUAUAAACCUACUCGACCUCCGAGAUUCAUCAAGAGCAAGUCAUGUCCGAUAUUACCACCGAACAGGCACAGAAGGCGUUGGAUGAUGCCCUAACAAGUUCUAAAUCGACGUCGGCUAGAAUGCUCACCAAUGUGGACCGGGCAGGGGACUUGGUCGUCAAGACCACUCAAGAAGUUGAAUCAGCGCGCACAUUAUACAAUAAAAAUGCUACAGUCAUUCAGCAGUCCGCAGCCGACCAGAUGGUUACGGACCUGAUAAAGAAGAAUAUGGGCGGCUUUUUUGGAGAGGCAAAGAAGGUGAUGAACGCCCUGGAUACUCUGCAACAGAUCCAUCCCUUUGUUAGUGUGGCUAUAAUCGCUUUCAAGGCUGUCGUGGAUUUUGAAAUAAGACGAAGAGAGAACGAUCGCACAGUUUGUUUGACGCUUGCAAAGGCAUUUGAUAUGAUGAAUAUGCUUCUUCAACUUAAGGACACUAGAGACCCUGACAUUGUGGGACCUCGCGGCACUAUUCGGGGCCGACUGGAUGGUGUCUUGGAUAAGAUCAAGACAAAAGUCGAGCAUUGCGGAAAUACCAUCGACAAAUACUACAAGUCGAAAUUCAUCGUGAAAUUCUUUAGAUCAUCCCAUUGGGCAAGUGAGUUCCUCAGGAUUAGCGGGGACUUUUCCCAGUGUAUGCAGGAACUUCGGGACGCCUUGACCAUCAGGACGGCGUUGGGAGUCGACACUGCGAUCAAAAAACUGGAAGAACUCACCCAGAUGCUAAGUGAACGCGAAGCGAAGAUCACGAAAGGAGAGAAAUUUCGCGGUAAAAUGGACCAAUACUUUGAAAGUGAACGCGAAAAGAGAUUUGCGAAAGAAGUGAUCAUGCGCGGUGGAAUGGAUCCACGUUUCGAAAGCGAAGACAAAUUAGCAGAGCUAGUGAAAUUCGCCCAGCAACAAGAAGCACCUCCACAUAAUCAAGCGCACUCUGAUACACCAUCCAAAGAUGUCAACAAACCUCCUUCACAAACCCCAUCAGCGAAGAAAUCGGUCGCGGAGCAGUACCGCCUUGAUGCCUCAAUGCUUCAUGAAUUGCGCACUCCUUUAGUCAGCUUACUCGAAGAGAAUCGCGCACUCUUCAUGUUCAAGCUUGAUAAACAGACAGCCGACAUCAAAGAUGCCAUCAAGGAUUCUGAAAUGCGCAUUCUGUCGGCCCUCGGCGGCAAAUUUAGCCGGGUCAAGGAUCCACACCUCCAAUUUAUCUGGAAAGAGAUGAAAUGGUCAACAAGUGUCAAGACACUAUACUUCAUCGCAGAACUCCACGAUUAUUUCACGCACCGUUUCUCCCAGCUGCAUCGUGAAGCUCCACGCCCACAAGUGACAUCAAGUGUACAUCGUGCUGAAUCUCCUCCAAUCGACACUGCAGACGAGUGGUGCUUGAAAUACCUGUCAGUUUUCUACACUUCAAGUUUAUCCGAGAUCUUCGACGACGACGCAAAUGGCUUAGUCAGCGUAAGGGAAGUUAAUGCCUUUACUUCCGCGAUACUUCCGGGCUUGAGUCUACUUCAAGCACUUGCAUACUGGGCUGCAGGUUGGAGAGUGGAUAGCCAAUAUUACCAUGCACGAAUUGAACAAGUCUUGAACAGCAUGGUUCAUGCGCAAGCAGAUGUACUUCCAGUAAACAGGAGGUGUAUCGCCUUGUACUUGGAUUCAGAUGUUAUCCAUGACAUCAAACGGCUCACGCGUUCUCUUGCAGAGCUUAGGCCGGAAGACUCGGAUGUAGAUCUCACGCAAUUGGCUGAUGGAUGUCGCAACGUUCAGGAGAAGGACUUGGCGAAAAGACUUGACACUGUAAAGUAUGAAAUCGACUCCAAAGAGUCCUUCAAACUUUUCGGAUCCGGUCGCAUCGAAGAUUUCUUGCUGCCAGUACUUUACCUCGUUAUGAGGAGGCAUUUACAAAUCAUGAAACUCGCCAGGACAGUAAUUCUGGUGGAUAGAGAGCUUGAAUGCGAAACUCAAACCAUAGCCAAUAUAUUGGAAGCGGUGGAUCUGCGUGUUGAACAACUGGCAGGUAUGCUCCCAGACUCGCGAUUGUGAUGCGCUUUUCCUUCUACUACAGCAGAAUCGUUUCGCCAUCAGGGAACUGAUCCAAAAGCGAGGUUUACGUGGUAUGCACAGGGCUUGUACAACUUUUGGUACAGCCCAGAACUAACCGCAGACGACGCUGAAUAUUGUGAAACCCAUAAUUUUGGGCUU
Messenger RNA from Suillus fuscotomentosus, 2393 nucleotides. RefSeq lists its product as uncharacterized. NCBI's taxonomy places the organism in Eukaryota, Fungi, Basidiomycota, Agaricomycetes, Boletales, Suillaceae. The record is from RefSeq and is a predicted model, not a curated record. The coding region runs from base 201 to 2234 and encodes 677 amino acids. The transcript has 12 exons.